AUGAGCGCCGCUCAACGGGCUAACCGCGUCGUUACCUUUUCCGCCGCUGGCCCACAGCCUAUAGACGGCAUUGUUCCUGAUAUUUGGGCAAAUGACAUCACUGCUUCAACUGAAUGUCUGACGUUUUUAGCACACACGCCCAAGGGAGAACAACGUAUCCAGGUUGGGAUAGGUGGAGACUUCAAUAUUGAAAAUGCUCUUGCCGCUCUUGCAGCGGCUGAACUCUGCGGUGCUUCUCUUAAAGAAAUCGGUAGUGGUCUUGCAAACACCACCGUUCCUGGGCGCAUGAAAAUAGUCGAAAGCGCUGAUAAACGCAUCACUGCCAUCGUAGACUACGCACACAACGAACUCUCCUUUACGAAACUCUUUGCGUUCUUAAAGAAGCAAUUCCCUGAACAUGUAUGGGUAAGCGUCUUUGGUGUGCCGGGCGAUAAAGCGGAGAAACGUCGGCAGCAACUUCCCGGUAUCGCAGCAGAAUACUGCGAUCACAUUAUCUUCACCGAAGAUGACCCAGGACAUGAACGCGUCGAAGACAUCUGUGCUGAUCUCGCCCGCCACCUGCCCAGCGGCACCAGCUAUGAAAUCGUACCGGACCGCGCUGCUGCCAUACAGCACGCUAUCUCAUGGAUCGACGCCCAUGCUGGGGACGACUGCAGGGCUAUUCUUGCCGUUCUUGGCAAAGGUCAGGAGGCGACGCAACACCGCGGCUCAGAAUUUAUUACCACCACGCCUGACCAGCAAGUGAUAGAUCAUGUCCUUGCGACACGCCAAGCACACCGCGCAACUUUGUGA
Molecule: messenger RNA, 792 nt
Organism: Cylicostephanus goldi
Lineage: Eukaryota; Metazoa; Nematoda; Chromadorea; Rhabditida; Strongylidae
Source: the annotation of a GenBank genome assembly